CACAAAUUUCUGUAGUUAUCAUGUAAUUAGAAGCGGCAGCUAUACCGCAUAAAGGGAUCUCAAGUGAGCAAACACGGAGAAGACACAGAAAAAUGCUGAGUUUUCUGAUAAGCCUCAUAGUGCAAGACAACACUUCCUGGUUGCUCCUUACAUCGUUGCUUUUUAUCUUACCCAUCUCCCUCACUGCGCUAUUCAAAUGGUAUUCCAAUCCUGCAAUCAGCAAAACCUCACUUCCUUCUCCGCCAAAAUUCCCAUUCAUAGGAAAUCUCCAUCAACUAGGUUCGUAUCCUCAUCGAACCCUCUGCUCUCUGGCUCAGAAGUAUGGCCCCUUGAUGCUUCUUCAUUUUGGGAAAAAACCUGUAUUGGUGGUCUCUUCUGCAGAAGCUGCUCGUGAGGUCAUGAAAACACAUGAUCUCGUAUUUGCAAGUAGGCCCAAGAUUAAAAUGUUUGAUAUACUAUUAUAUGGCAAGGACGUUGCAGCAGCUCCAUAUGGAGAAUACUGGAGGCAGCUAAGAAGCAUAUCUGUGCUGCACCUUCUGAGUAACAAAAGGGUCCAAUCCCUUCGCAAUGUGAGAGAGGAAGAAACUGCCGUGAUAAUGGAAAAGAUUGAGCGCGCUUGUUCUGCUAACGUAUCGGUGAACUUGAGAGAGUUAUUUUCAUCAAUUACGAACGAUGUGAUUUGCAGGGCAGCUUUGGGUAGAAAAUAUGGGGAGGAAAGCGGGAGAAGAUUUAUGGAGUUACUUGAGAAGUUUGUAGAGUUAAUGGGCAGUUUCGUGGUAGGGGACUAUGUACCUUGGCUUGAUUGGCUUGGUCAUGCGAGUGGCUUAUAUGCGAGAGCACAUGCAGUGGCUCAAGAGUUGGAUCGAUUUUUGGAGGAAGUACUUAAAGAGCACAUGAUGAACCACUCAAAAGAAGUCGGUGCCACUGGUAUUGAAGGCGAUCAUGAUUUUGUGGACGUUUUGCUUUCGAUUCAAAGGACAAAUUCCAUUGGCUUUCCCAUUGACAAAACUGUCAUAAAGGCUCUGAUCUUGGACAUGUUUGCUGCAGGUGCGGAUACAACAUACACAGUCCUAGAGUGGACAAUGACAGAGUUGUUAAGACAUCCAAGUGCUAUGAAGAAACUGCAAGACGAGGUUAGAAAUGUGAAAGCAGACAGAUCACACAUAAUAACAGAGGAGGAUAUAGAUCACCUGCCUUACCUGAAGGCAGUGCUGAAAGAAACACUUCGCCUACACCCUCCAAUUCCUUUACUAGUCCCUCGAGAAAGCAUGCAAGACACAAAACUACUCGGCCAUCACAUUGGUGCUAAGACGCAUGUGAUUGUGAAUGCCUGGGCAAUAGGAAGAGAUCCUGUGUAUUGGGACAAUGCUCAAGAGUUUGAACCGGAUAGGUUCUUGAAUAGCUCAGUAGAUUAUAAAGGACAAGAUUUUCAACUGAUACCAUUUGGAGCAGGAAGAAGGGGGUGUCCUGGAACACAGUUCGCAAUGGCCUUAAAUGAGCUUGUGAUAGCAAACAUUGUGUUCCAUUUUGAUUGGUCUUUGCCUGACGGAGAACAGGGGAAGGACCUGGACAUGUCAGAAACACGUGGCCUUACUGCGCAUAGAAAGAUACCUCUUCUGGGAGUUGCUUUGCCAUGCAAUUAGCAAGUGACCAACAUGCACGUCAAGACCAAAAUUUAAAAUUUUAAUGUGUUGUUUUUAAAUACUGGACAUCCCUCCUUCAAGUCUCUAAUUUUGGACAUAUACCGCUCUUGACCUCCUAUGUUGUUGAAUAAAAUUUGCGCAUAAUAAAAUAUAUUUCUGUAUGCCAUAUGCGAUGCAUGAUAUAACUGGUUUGAUGGGAAAUGACAAACUGUAUAUACUAGUGCGACUUU
Molecule: messenger RNA, 1873 nt
Organism: Prosopis cineraria
Lineage: Eukaryota; Viridiplantae; Streptophyta; Magnoliopsida; Fabales; Fabaceae
Product: cytochrome P450 736A117-like
Exons: 2
Coding region: 93-1643 (516 amino acids)
Molecular function (GO): oxidoreductase activity, acting on paired donors, with incorporation or reduction of molecular oxygen; iron ion binding; heme binding
Source: RefSeq, a predicted model, not a curated record